Paramecium octaurelia is the source of this 1396-nucleotide messenger RNA. Lineage: Eukaryota; Ciliophora; Oligohymenophorea; Peniculida; Parameciidae. The record is from the annotation of a GenBank genome assembly.
AAUUUUCACAUUCUGAAAUGUCAGAUUCAAUAAAAUAGACAAUAAAGAAUGAUAAAUAAUAAGUUAAUAAAUCCAGAUCGCCUUUUUAGAAUUGCAGAAUAAAAAUUAAAGAAAAACAGAAUGUCUAAUUAGAUCCAAAUUAAUAAAUUCAGAAUGCGUCUAAAAUGAUAGAAGUGGGUAUGAAUUACUUCUAGAAUCAGUAAUAUUCUAUGGCAAAAGUUGUUUUGAUAAAUAGUUCUCAAGUGUUAUUACCCAUAAUAAAAUAAAAAAGUAAUAUAAUUUAUAUAUGUAGAGUAAAACCAAGAAGAUCAUACUGCAGAAUAUUAACAAUUAAUAAAGGCCAUAAGCACAGCCGAAAUGUGUACACAGAAAGUUGAUCAACUACAAUAACACUUAGUAUCAAAUUAUAUUUAAUAAGGCUUCCUAAGAUCCAUACAGUAAGUAAAUAAUAGAGACCGCAAUGAUAAGGAAAUGUGAUGUUACUUUCGAUUCGAUUGUAGGCUUAGAAAGCAUAAAAAAUUAAUUAGAAGAAGUGAUUGUCUUACCAAAUUUAAGACCUGACAUUUUCACAGGAAUUCGUGCUCCUCCCAAAGGUUAACAUUAUAAGGAAUCUCCUUAGGUAUUUUAUUCUAUGGGCCACCUGGGAAUGGGAAAACUCUAUUAGCCAAAGCUGUAGCCAAUUAAAUAAAAUGUUGUUUUUUCAAUGUUAGUGCUUCAACCUUGGUAUAGAAACAUCUUGGAGAAGGAGAAAAAUUGAUGAAAACUUUAUUUAACGUAGCAUUUAAGUUUUAGCCAUCAGUAUUGAAAUGAAUUAUUUAGGUAAUAUUUAUCGAUGAAAUUGAUUCCAUUCUAUCUAGCAGAUCCAGCGAGGAACAUGAAGCGAGUCGAAGAUUAAAGACUGAAUUCUUGGUUUCAUUUGACGGGAUGCAGACAACCGAUCAAGAUAGAAUUUUCUUAAUUGCAGCUACUAAUAGACCUUAAGAUAUUGAUGGGGCUGUACUUAGAAGAUUUGUAACGAAUUUAAAUAAUAAAGACUGUGAAAAUACUAAUUGAUCAACCUGAUCAAAAAGCUAGAUUGGGUCUAGUUAAAUCACUUAUGUAGGCUGUUAGUCAUUCUAUUUUAGAUAUAGCUUUUGAUAAGAUAUGUGAAAAAUUGGCUGGUAAUACUAUGCAUAUAUAGUAAUUAGGUUAUUCUGCAAGUGAUAUUAAGGCAGUGGUUAAGGAAGCCUGUAUGCAGCCAUUAAGAGAGGAUAAAAAUACUUUGGUGGCUAUGUCUGCUUAAAAUAUUAGGCCAGUUAGGAAAGAAGAUUUUGAGUUCGCAAUUAAUAAAGUUAAGCCUUCCCUUACUUAAAAGCAAUAUUAAGAAUAUAUAAGUUUUAAUAAAUCUGAAUAAUGA